Messenger RNA from Phragmites australis (common reed), 1415 nucleotides. Its product is annotated as glycerophosphodiester phosphodiesterase GDPD1, chloroplastic-like. The record is from RefSeq and is a predicted model, not a curated record. Gene Ontology annotation, molecular function: phosphoric diester hydrolase activity. Bases 47 to 1165 code for a protein of 372 amino acids. Gene Ontology annotation, biological process: glycerophospholipid catabolic process. NCBI's taxonomy places the organism in Eukaryota, Viridiplantae, Streptophyta, Magnoliopsida, Poales, Poaceae. The transcript is spliced from 7 exons.
UGCCGCCCAAUUCAAUUCGCCCAAUUCAAUAAUUCCUCCGAGAUCAAUGGCCCAGCUGAAGGCCGCGCGCGUCGCCGAUGUGCCCACCCUGGACGUGGUCGCCCCGGGCCUCGUGGUCGCGGCGGCGGCGGCGAAGGGCGCGACCGGGGGUAGUAGGUUCUCGGUGAUCGGGCACCGCGGGAAGGGGAUGAACGCGCUGGCGUCGGCGGACCGGCGGCUGCAGGAGGUGCGUGAGAACACGGCGCGGUCCUUCAACGAGGCCGCGCGGUUCGCCGUCGACUACGUCGAGUUCGACGUCCAGGUCACCAAGGAUGGGUGCCCAAUCAUCUUCCACGACAACUUCAUCUACACUGAAGAAGAUGGUAAAAUUUCACAGAAGCGUGUCACUGAUCUUCAGUUGGAGGACUUCGUCCUGUAUGGACCCCAGAAUGAGCAGGGAAAGGGCGGGAAGCCUUUGCUUCGCAAAAUGAAGGAUGGUAGAAUGCUGAACUGGAAUGUGCAAUCAGAGGAUGCUCUUUGCACGCUUCAAGAAGCGUUUGAGAAGGUCAAUCCGAGGCUGGGCUUCAACGUGGAGCUGAAAUUUGAUGACAACCUUGAAUACCAGGAGGAAGAGCUCACUCGAAUCCUCCAGGCGAUCCUGAAGGUGAUCUUUGAGUGUACCAAGGAUAGGCCUAUUCUUUUCUCUAGCUUCCAGCCCGAUGCUGCACAGCUCAUGCGAAAAUUGCAAAGCACAUACCCUGUUUACUUCUUGACAAACGGAGGGACAGAGAUUUACACUGACGUGAGGAGGAACUCGUUGGAAGAGGCCAUCAAGCUAUGCCUCACCAGCGGCCUGCAAGGCAUAGUUUCCGAGGCUCGCGGAAUAUUCAGGCACCCUGCUGCCAUUCCGAAGAUCAAAGAGGCUAAUCUUUCCCUACUGACUUAUGGAACAUUGAAUAAUGUGCCGGAGGCGGUGUACAUGCAGCACCUCAUGGGAGUGAACGGGGUGAUCGUCGACCUGGUGCCGGAGAUCACCGAGGCGGUCUCCGAGCUCAUCGCAGCGCCGGAGCCCGACCCGGAAGUCGAGAGCUUGAGCGACCAGGCAGCAAGAGGCGCCGCGUCGCCGAAUUUCUCGCAGCGCGAGAUCUCGUUCCUGCUGAGGCUCAUCCCUGAGCUGGUGCAAUAAUGCAUGGCCUUGCCUUCCUGGCUAUGAAAUGAUUGUGAAUGUAUUACUUUGCAUACAAGAAAGAAGCCCUUGUGAAGGGCACAUGCUCACGUAGGUUGAUAUGUCUGUCCUGAAGCAAGUCCUGGUCCAGUUUUUACUUUUGUGCUGGGAGGGUAGGGGAUUGAUCAUCCAAGGGUGGAGUGGAGUCGAACAAAAACAAUCUGACAAGUGUUUGGACGCCACAAAUUGGAAAGUGUUGUAUCUCUAACUA